ACAUUUCAAAACAAAAACAUGUUCAUCAUCUAAAAUUAGAUUAAUAUAAAAUAAUAAUCUGUUUUUUAAAUUUUAAUGUGGAUAUGUUUCAGUAAUUGCUAUUCUAAUUGACUGCAUCGAAAUGAGUGUUCAAUUAUAUUUGUUUGAUUGUGAGAAAGAGGUGAACAUUCCGGUAGCGUCCAGCGAAAUCGUUAUUGGAAGAGACUCAAUUUUGCAGUGUGACGACAAGCGCAUCUCUCGCCAGCACGGCAUUAUAAAGUACGACGGCAACAUGACCGAGCGAAUCAUUCACAUCACGUCUACACACGCGAACCCGAUUUUCCUGAGGACGGCCGACCAGGUGCUGAACAUUCUGACUAAAGAUUUGACCGCAACGUUGCGGCACGGGGAGAAGUUUGCCUUGUUACCCGACCAGUACUGGUUUGAGGUACGAUUCAAGGUCGCGGAAGCCGGAGAAGAACCGGUCAGCAGCAGUUCCGCGGAGAAUCCGGAAGAGGUGGUAACGUCGGCAGAGGAAGGAAUAACCGGCGGUGCCACGAUACGAGUUCGAACGAUGGAGGAGGUAAACAGUGAAGUGGCAAGUACCGAGGCACGGGUGCUUCCGGAUUGGAUGGCCACUGGUAGCGGAGGAGAGAAGAGGAAAAAUCUACACGACUCGGAGGAAGCUGACAGUUCGAAGAAAGUCAGGAGUGAAGAGAAACCAACCAUCAAAGAUGAUCCAGAUACCGAGGAAGCGAGUACCUCUCAAACGAAGCCGAUCCCAGAUGGAACGGUAACAGCAACGACGGAUGCGGUUAAGACUGAAAUUAAGAAGGAAACGCCAGACAGCACCAGUUCACCACCGUUGAGGCCGUCGUGUGAGUUCGGAAUCCGUUGCUACAGGCACACUGCCGAUCACAGGGCACAAUUCGCCCAUCCGAACGACAGCGACUAUCGAAGGCCUACGCAUCCUCCGGCGCCGCAAGAUGCCCCCCAUUGCCCGUAUGGGGCGUCCUGUUACCGGCGCAAUCCGAUGCAUUUCCGGGACUUUCAGCAUCCCGAUUCAUGUGAGUAUAGGCGAGCCACUGUCACGCCUGCAGCGACGAAUGCACAUAUUCCGGCCGGGGGCGGUGUUCAAACGUACCGUAUCAAUGGGCGCAGGGGUCGCCGUCGUUUGGCUCGCAACAUAAUAAUAGCGGCCAUAGCCAAUCCGAACCUGUUCGACGGGAGUGAGGAUGAGGAUGAUGAGGAUGAUCUUUUCGACUACGAAGACGAUUCCGAUGAGUAUCGCCCGGGUGGAGAUGUUGAUGACGUCGACGAUGACGACGAAGACGAAGACGACGACGAUGGAUUGGAGGUCUUGGACGAUGACAAUGAGGAAUAACUCAUGGGUUUAGUAAGCUGUGAGUGGGGAUGGGUCGGGGGAAUACACCAAGCGCCAUGUACCUUUGAAAUAAGAUAAAUUUUGUUUUUCGUCUACCUGUCGAUUAGCAUAA
Messenger RNA from Armigeres subalbatus, 1475 nucleotides. Its product is annotated as aprataxin and PNK-like factor. The coding region runs from base 122 to 1363 and encodes 413 amino acids. Lineage: Eukaryota; Metazoa; Arthropoda; Insecta; Diptera; Culicidae. The transcript has 3 exons. Gene Ontology annotation, biological process: double-strand break repair. Gene Ontology annotation, cellular component: site of double-strand break; nucleus. The record is from RefSeq and is a predicted model, not a curated record. Gene Ontology annotation, molecular function: 3'-5' exonuclease activity; protein binding; DNA-(apurinic or apyrimidinic site) endonuclease activity.